UCCUCUGAUGGAGGGAGCAGUGACACCGAUCACUGGGAAGCCCCUGCUGGUCCGGUCUAUGGCCCAGUUCUCCAAAAUUGUUGUUGACAAAGUAACCUCUCUGGAUGGAGAGCAGCACAACGUCAUGUUUAUUAGCAACAACUCUGGUUGGCUGCAGAAGGCGGUGUGGUCUGGUGAUGAUGGAGGGCGAAUCAUUGAGGAGUUGCAGCUGUUUAAGAAUCCUCAGCCCAUUCGCUUCCUUGAGCUCUCCUCUAGAAGAGGUCAGCUGUACAGCGCAACUAGAACUGCUGUUGCUCAGCUCAGUGUGAGGGACUGCAGCCGCUACACAUCCUGUGCUGACUGCCUUAUAGCCAGAGAUCCAUACUGUGGCUGGAACCGUCUCAAAGGCCUGUGUGCUGCUGUUGCUGGUGCUUCAAACUUCUCCAUGAUCCAGAACCUCAUUGAUGGUGAUGCUACAAUGUGCCCAAGCUCUCAUUGCAAUGUCAAAGCAGAUUACCGACAUCCACCUCACAGCUGACGUCGCACAGUUCCUCCCCUGCUCCCCUGAUACCAAUCUCCCCAUCAGCUGGAGCUUCUCUGGUAAAAUCCUUGAGCCCGGUCCCCGACACAUUCUGCUCAGCCAGGGACUCGUUUUAACACCUUCCUUCACUGAUGAAGGCCUUUACACCUGUGAGACAGUGGAAGUAGUUAAAGGCAGAGAGCACAAGAAGGCAGUGAUCCAGUACCAUGUUAAGAUGUCAGAGGUGGGUGGGGUAAACUGGUUUCAGGCUAUAGUUAUUUACAUCUUAGCUUCUGUUUGUGUGCUGUGUGUAAUGCUCAUCAUCUACGUAUGGUGGAAGAAGAAACCUCAAAACCAUGUUGGCAGUGCCAGUGUGAAUUAUGCUAGCACUGAGCAACCAGAGGGGAAGACAGAGUCCUGCAGCUGUGGGAGAGUUCCUGGUACUAAGAAAACCAAACCAACUAGGGUCAAAGAGAGUUCAAAAUCUACCGUUUAAAACAGAUUUAUAGUUCGAUAACAGAACAACCCACUUCUGUUACACUUUGUGCAUCACUGCCAUCAACUCUGUAAAAAUAAAUGACGAAAAUGAUUAAA
Xiphophorus hellerii (green swordtail) is the source of this 1093-nucleotide messenger RNA. Its product is annotated as semaphorin-4E-like. Gene Ontology annotation, biological process: positive regulation of GTPase activity; semaphorin-plexin signaling pathway; negative chemotaxis. The record is from RefSeq and is a predicted model, not a curated record. The transcript is spliced from 5 exons. Lineage: Eukaryota; Metazoa; Chordata; Actinopteri; Cyprinodontiformes; Poeciliidae. Bases 8 to 517 code for a protein of 169 amino acids. Gene Ontology annotation, cellular component: plasma membrane. Gene Ontology annotation, molecular function: semaphorin receptor binding; chemorepellent activity.